This is a messenger RNA of Lichtheimia ornata, 3189 nucleotides long. RefSeq lists its product as uncharacterized. Gene Ontology annotation, biological process: DNA-templated DNA replication; DNA replication proofreading; base-excision repair, gap-filling. The record is from RefSeq and is a predicted model, not a curated record. Gene Ontology annotation, molecular function: DNA-directed DNA polymerase activity; nucleotide binding; 3'-5'-DNA exonuclease activity. The transcript has 21 exons. Lineage: Eukaryota; Fungi; Mucoromycota; Mucoromycetes; Mucorales; Lichtheimiaceae. Gene Ontology annotation, cellular component: delta DNA polymerase complex. Bases 1 to 3189 code for a protein of 1062 amino acids.
AUGUCCACCCAAGAUCACGACGACGUUGACAUGAUCGACGUUUCUCCUUCACAAGACAUAUCCGUCAAACGAAGAAAGACUCGCCAUGAUCCAAGAUUGUUAAAACAAGCUUCUUCGACAUUCGAGCAGGAACUCGACGAAAUGGGCUUCGACAACGAGUCUGCAAAGGCUACAUGGAGUCGUGCACCAGCACCACCAUUGGAUCCAUCCAAAGACAACUUGGUGUUCCAGCAAAUCGAAGCCGAUGACUACAUGGAUCACAAUUCAAGGAGGCCCGUUGUGAGAUUAUAUGGUAUCACCAAGGGAGGAAAUAGUGUCGUUUGCCAUGUUCAUGGUUUCCUGCCAUACUUUUACUUCCCAGCACCAGUUGGCUUGAAGCAAUCUCAUUUACCCUCUUUACAAGCUGGAUUAUCGACAGCAGUACAAAGUGGAAUCAAUCGUGUGGAUCUAGUCAUGAAGCAAAGCAUCUAUGGCUAUCGUGGUGAUGGAUUUGUGCAGUUUGUCAAAGUCACGUGCAACGAUCCCAGGGAUAUCAGCAAAGCCAGGAACAAGGUGGAAUCGGGUAUUACGGUCGCAGGGCUGGAUAAACCAUGCACAGCAGAUACCACUUUCGAAAGCAACUUGGCGUAUCUAUUACGAUUCAUGAUUGAUUGCAAGGUACCUGGCUCUAAUUGGAUUGAGCUUCCUGCUGGACAAUAUCGCCAUUCCCAAAAAAGGAUAUCCCAUGCACAAUAUGAAGUGGAAAUAUCUCAUGAAAAGUUUAUCAGCCAUCCACCAGAAGGAGAGUGGUCCGAUAUUGCUCCAUUGCGUGUUCUCAGCUUUGAUAUUGAAUGUGCUGGUCGAAAAGGUGUAUUCCCUGAACCCGAAGUCGAUCCAGUUAUCCAGAUUGCAUCGGUGGUCAAAGUACAAGGCGAGACAAUCCCAUUUGUUCGAAAUGUUUUCACGCUUCGCGAUUGCGCACCAAUUGUUGGCACUGAUGUUCGUUCUUUCCAUACCGAAGUCGACCUAUUACAAGGAUGGCGUGAUUUCGUGCAAGAGGUCGACCCUGAUGUCAUUAUUGGUUAUAACAUCUUGAACUUUGAUUUUCCAUAUCUCCUCGAUCGUGCCAAACACUUGAAGGUUGCACGCUUUCCUUUCUUUGGAAGAAUUCAAGGAAUCCAAACACAAACCAAGGAUACAACAUUCUCUUCCAAGGCCUAUGGCACACGCGAGAGUAAGCAAGUCAAUCUUGAAGGACGGCUGCAACUCGAUCUUCUUCAAGCAAUUCAACGAGACUACAAGCUUCGAUCCUACACCCUCAAUGCUGUUUCUGCCGAAUUCUUGGGUGAACAAAAGGAAGACGUGCAUCACUCUAUCAUCACUGAGCUUUACAAUGGCAACCCUGAAACCAGACGUCGCUUGGCUGUGUAUUGUUUGAAGGACGCUUUCCUCCCUCUUCGGCUGAUGGAUAAGCUGAUGAUGCUUUUCAACUAUAUCGAGAUGGCUAGAGUGACAGGUGUGCCUUUCAAUUAUAUCAACACCCGUGGCCAGCAGAUCAGAGUCAUUUCACAGCUUUAUCGUCGAGCCCUUGAACAAGACUUAGUCAUCCCAGUAGUCAAAUCUGAAGUUUCGGAGCAACAAUAUGAAGGUGCCACCGUUAUUGAACCUGUCAAAGGAUACUAUAGCGUUCCAAUUGCAACACUCGAUUUCACGUCUCUGUACCCAUCUAUUAUGCAAGCGCACAAUCUUUGUUACACAACCUUGCUCAAUCCUGAAGCCGUCCAACGACUCGGCCUGGUCAAGGAUGUCGAUUAUGUCGUAACACCAAACAAUGACAUGUUUGUCAAAGCUAGCCGACGCAAAGGAUUGCUUCCCGAGAUUCUACAAGAUCUGUUAUCAGCCCGUAAACGUGCAAAAGCUGACUUGAAAAAGGAAACGGAUCCCUUCCGAAGAGCUGUGUUGGAUGGUCGACAAUUAGCAUUGAAGAUCAGUGCCAACUCGGUUUAUGGCUUCACAGGUGCUACUAUCGGCAAGCUCCCAUGUCUGCAAAUUUCAUCAAGUGUUACUGCCUAUGGUCGUCAAAUGAUUUUAAAGACACGUCAGGUCGUGGAAGAGAUGUAUAGCAUUCAAAAAGGCUACAAGCACAAUGCUGAAGUUAUCUAUGGUGAUACCGAUUCUGUCAUGAUCAAAUUUGGAGUGGAUACUUUGGAAGAGGCAAUGAAACUAGGCAAAGAAGCUGCUGAGCUGGUAACCAAGGAGUUCGUUCGACCGAUCAACCUCGACUUUGAAAAGGUGUACUUCCCUUAUCUGCUUAUUAGCAAGAAACGCUAUGCUGGUCUCUAUUGGUCAAGACCUGAAAAAUACGACAAAUUGGAUGCUAAGGGUAUCGAGACUGUGCGUCGUGAUAAUUGUCGACUUGUAUCCAACGUUGUGCAACAAAGCUUAAAUAAGCUUCUCAUCGAUCGUGAUGUUCAAGCAGCUCAAGAAUAUGUGAAAAAGACCAUCUCAAUGUUGCGUCAAGACAAGGUGGAUUUAUCGCAGCUCGUGAUUACCAAGGCAUUGAGCAAAAAUGAUUACAGCGCCAAGCAAGCUCAUGUGGAACUCGCUGAGAGGAUGCGUAAACGUGAUGCUGGUUCAGCCCCUGCCCUCGGUGAUCGUGUUGCCUAUGUCAUUAUCAAAGCUGGCAAAAACGCACCCGCAUACGAACGAGCCGAGGAUCCGCUUUAUGUCUUGGAACACAACAUCCCCAUCGAUACCAGCUAUUACUUGGAGAAUCAGUUAUCCAAGCCCCUGCAACGUAUUUUCGAACCGAUCUUGGGUGACAAAGUGAACAGCCUCUUGCAAGGUGAUCAUACUCGAACCGUGAGCAUUGCUACUCCAUCAGCAGGUGGUAUCAUGAAAUUUGCUGUCAAGAAGACUACGUGUCUUGGUUGUCGAGCACCAUUGAAGAAAGGAGACCAUCCAGCAGUGUGCGCACAAUGCAAACCUCGACUCACAGCAAUCCAUUUACACCAGCUGAAGGUCUUCCGAGAUGCGGAAACUGCUUAUUCUCGCCUUUGGACACAAUGUCAGCGAUGCCAAGAAUCACUUCAUCAAGAUGUCAUCUGCUCAAACAACGAUUGCCCCAUUUUCUACAUGCGCAAGAAAGCUCAAAAGGAUGCAAAUGAAGCCGAAGACAAGGUCGCUCGGUGCAGCAUGGAAUGGUUGUAA